AUGGGGACAGUGAAGCCACAUGGUCACCCCACUCCCGAGAGCCCCAUGGACUACAUUUGCCCACGGUGUGAAUCUGGUUUUAUUGAAGAACUUCCUGAAGAGCCAAGGAACACCGAGAAUGAAACUAGUUCCUCUGCAUCAACCAGUGAUCAGAAUAGGCAUCCUUUUGAGAACGUGGAUCAGCACUUGUUCACUUUGCCUCAGGGCUAUGGCCAGUUUGCCUUUGGGAUUUUCGAUGAUGGCUUUGAGAUUCCAUUUGGGUCCAAUGUGCAGUCAGAAGAUAACAGAGACUCUGAGAACAGGAGGGAAAGAGAGCAUCAGUCCCGGCACCGGUACGGUGCGAGGCAGCCCCGGGCUCGUCUCGCCACACGGCGUGCUGCUGGCAGGCACGAGGGUGUUCCCACACUGGAGGGAAUCAUUCAGCAGCUGGUCAAUGGUAUUAUUGCACCUACAACAAUACCAAACUUAGGACUCGGUCCUUGGGGAGUCUUGCAUUCGAAUCCAAUGGACUAUGCCUGGGGUGCUAACGGCCUGGAUGCAAUUAUUACACAGUUACUAAAUCAGUUUGAAAACACUGGACCACCGCCAGCAGACAAAGAAAAGAUCCAGGCCCUCCCCACGGUACAGAUCACACAGGAACACGUAGAUUCUGGCUUAGAGUGCCCUGUGUGUAAAGAAGACUAUACAGUUGGGGAAAAUGUCCGACAGCUACCUUGCAAUCACCUAUUCCAUAACAGCUGUAUAGUCCCUUGGCUGGAGCAGCAUGACACAUGUCCUGUGUGCCGGAAGAGCCUAAGUGGACAAAACACUGCUACAAACCCCCCUGGACUCACAGGGAUGAACUUCUCAUCAUCAUCCUCCUCCUCUUCUUCCAGCUCACCAAGUAACGAAAACUCAUCGAACAACUCAUGAAUCUUAAUCCAACCCUCUGUCCCUGGGGCCCUGUCCAUUCUCUUUCUUCCCUCCCCAGCCAACAUAAGCAGCAAAAGGGGCUUCCAGAGCAGAGCAAGGGGAGGGUAGCAAGGGGGAAGCAGCACCCCCAGAAUUCCCUUUUGAGUUCUGAAGACGCGGAGACUCUGGAUCCUUCAGAGAUGAGAAGCCUCAAGUUCUGUCAUGGGGAAAGAGCUCUGUCUGUUAAUAAAAUUCAUCCCUUUGCCACGUGGACUUUUAACAAUUGCAGUGAAGGGCUGCAGUGCUCCACAGAUGGGAAACCUAAGGCACUGAGCUAGUGGUUGCAAUUCUGAAUGGAAAGGUUGUUCAUAAGGUUUUGAAUUUGAGAGAUUUUUUUUUAAUUGCUUUUCCUCCUCCUCCUCCUCCCCUUAGAUACUAUCUCUUCUGCUUUGGAGAUUGAAAUCUUAAAAAUGAAAGCAUAAUGAUACUGCCUCCCUCCCAGGAUCUUCAUCUGGGGAGGGCAAAUAGUUGUCACUGAGCAAAUGAACUCUUGAAACAGACCCCAUUAUCCUUCCCUUCCCCCCCUCCCCCAUCUCGAGUCCCAUUUAUUUUUCUUUACAACCUUACCCUUCUGAUACUCAACACUGAAAGGGGGUUUUUAUAAUUUUAAAUUAUUACUGCUGUUUAAAUAAAUGGACGUUUCAGCUCAA
Messenger RNA from Meleagris gallopavo (turkey), 1601 nucleotides. Lineage: Eukaryota; Metazoa; Chordata; Aves; Galliformes; Phasianidae. The record is from RefSeq and is a predicted model, not a curated record.